AUGCCUAUCUCCCUACCCCCAGGACUUGCCUAUCUAUCCAGACUUGCUCUCACCGUCGUAAUUCUUCCUUUCGCAGUUUCCUGGAUUCUACGAAGCGUACUCGUAAAACUCGACAUCCAUAUUUCUCCAUGGUUCUUCUUGGUAGCUCCCGUGGCCCUGCAGUUGAUCGUUCGCGCUGCGUGCAACUGGUUCACAUGCUUUAUUGUUCGCAGAGAAGCUGCUGCCAAGGGCGCUCUCAUGACGCCCGGCGUUCAGGAGAGCAGGGUCUCGAUUUUGGCUCGCAUUGAGGAUGGCUUCAGGAAUGGGUAUCCAGAGGAGGUUUUCCAGAAGUGGAGCGAACAGUAUGGGCAUACCUUUUCGUUUGGCUCAUUGUCCGAUAGACGGGUCUUUACGACUGAGCCAGAACAUAUCAAGGCUGUCCUAGCGGCACAAUUCCAGAACUUUGAAAAAGGUCUGUUCAUCUUCAAUGCUGCCAAAGCUCUUUCUGGCGUAGGCGUCUUCAAUUCCGAUGGUGAGUUUCAUAGAACGACCGCGAGGCCUUUCUUCAACAAGGCACGUAUUUCUGACUUUGACAACUUCGAGAGGCACACAAUCAAUACGAUCUCACAAAUCAAGGCGAGGCUGAGGGAGGGUUAUCCUAUCAAUUUCCAGGACGUCGUUGCUCGCUUUACGAUGGACUCCUCCACUGAGUACCUCUUUGGCAAAGACAUUGAUUCGUUAUCUGCUGGCCUUCCCUACCCGCCUGAGUCACCGAUGGCGGGAGACCCUCAUUUUGUUAAUCAUCCCUCUAAUUCUUUCGUUCAGGCGUUUGCGAAGGCACAAGAGCAGAUAGUUAUUCGAUUUCAGAGGGGACCUUCCUGGCCCCUUCAUGAAUUCUGGGCAGAUGAAAUACACCCGCUGCGGCAAGUCAUAAAUCGCUUUGUCCAACCCAUGAUCUCCGAGGCACUUGACCGAAAGGCUGAAGGUGUGAAGCCUGUGGAUGUGGAAAAAGAUCUCGAGAACAUGUCCUUGUUGGACCGUCUUGUUCAGGAAAUCGACGACCCUAAAGUCAUUCAGGACGAGCUCAUUAACAUAUUGGUAGCUGGUAGAGAUACGACCGCCUCCCUGCUAACCUUCGCGGUAUAUAUGAUGUGCGAACAUCCCGACAUGACUGCUCGGUUACGGUCUGAGAUCCUCGAGAGAGUAGGUAACAGGAAACCCACAUACGAGGAUAUUCGCGAUAUGAAAUAUUUACGAGCAUUCCUCAAUGAAACCUUGCGCUUGUACCCAACUGUAUAUGUAAACACCUCGAAAGUGGCGACGACUCUUCCGAACAAUGGACGAGCACCAUAUUACAUUCCAAAUAGUACGAGAGUGGUGUAUUCUGUAUUCCUGAUGCAUCGGCGUACAGAUUUAUGGGGCCCGGAUGCUCUCGAAUUUGAUUCGGAUCGAUUCCUUGACAGCCGCGUUCAUAAGUAUUUGACUCCAAACCCAUACAUUUUCCUCCCCUUCAAUGCGGGUCCUCGAAUUUGCCUAGGUCAACAGUUUGCAUACAAUGAAGCCUCGUACUACCUCAUUCGACUUCUGCAGAGCUUCUCUUCGUUCAGUCUCGCCACGGAUGCCCAACCUUCUGAAGGUAUUCCCCCAAAGAGCUGGACGCCAACGCCGGGGACGACCAAAGGCAAGGAUAAGAUUAUGUUAGGAAUACAUAUCACGCUAUUUGCCAAGGGCGGGUUGUGGGUCAAGAUGGAAGAAACGAAGGAAGAAGCGGCGGUAUGA
This is a messenger RNA of Desarmillaria tabescens, 1758 nucleotides long. Its product is annotated as cytochrome P450. Lineage: Eukaryota; Fungi; Basidiomycota; Agaricomycetes; Agaricales; Physalacriaceae. Gene Ontology annotation, molecular function: oxidoreductase activity, acting on paired donors, with incorporation or reduction of molecular oxygen; iron ion binding; heme binding. The transcript has 15 exons. The coding region runs from base 1 to 1758 and encodes 585 amino acids. The record is from RefSeq and is a predicted model, not a curated record.